CGCAAUACACUUUCUUCAUUCCCUUUCAUUUUACAUUAACCUUGCUCAUUCUAUGAGCAACGCGCUUCCGAAUCACUCUGUUUGCUUGUUAGAUAUAUUGAAUAAAGACUGUUCUUCUUUAGUCUUUAAAGCAUUGCAUUUCUGCUUACAAAAGUCAAAUUCUCUCAUUCAGCCCCUUCAAGGCAACGUGUUUGGUGCAUCGUACACGGCAUCAUCAUGGCCCUGCCCAAGAGAAUAAUAAAAGAAACAGAGCGACUCAUGGCUGAGCCUGUCCCUGGGAUUAAGGCCAUUCCUCAUGAAGAUAAUCUAAGAUAUUUUGAUGUUGAGGUUCAUGGGCCAUCGCAAUCACCAUACGAGAACGGCAUCUUCAAGCUUGAAUUGUUUUUGCCCGACGAUUAUCCCAUGACGCCCCCAAAGAUUCGAUUUUUGACAAGGAUCUACCAUCCAAACAUUGAUAAACUCGGCCGUAUCUGUCUCGAUGUUCUCAAGAGUAAUUGGUCUCCGGCUCUCCAGAUUCGCACGAUCCUCCUGUCCAUUCAAGCUCUUUUGGGCGCGCCUAACCCCGAUGAUCCGCUUGCCAAUGAUGUCGCUCAACGAUGGAAGGAAGACGAACCGGCAGCGAUUCAAACAGCUCGCGAAUGGACCCGCAUGUAUGCCGUUAGUGAGAACCGGUAACGCGACGAAAAGACGGAAUUUCUGUCUACAUUAGAGACUUCUGGUAGACGCACGGUCGUCCUUGAAUUAGCAAGCAAUUACUUUCUGGCGAAUAGGAGCAGCGUGGGUUGUACUUCUCUCAGCAAUGCUAAGGUGCCAGCGAUUAGAACUAUACAAACGAGAAUCUUGCAAAUUUCUGCUUUUCUUCGUUACGAUUACCAGGUGCUGGUUCCAUGCAUAUGUGCGUUUUUUAUGACUUGCAACACCGUUCUUUGCAUGUUUUUUUAGGGUUUAUUGUUCCAAUGUGGCGGCAAGAUGACGUCGUCCCAUUUGCAUGCGACUGGAAAACUCGAAUUGAAGGAUCAUUUGUUACUCACAUUUCCAAGAUACGGAAAGCCCUUGUCGGUUACAAAGGCGGUUAAGGCACCCAU
This is a messenger RNA of Xylona heveae TC161, 1085 nucleotides long. RefSeq names its product ubiquitin-conjugating enzyme E2 35. NCBI's taxonomy places the organism in Eukaryota, Fungi, Ascomycota, Xylonomycetes, Xylonales, Xylonaceae. The coding region runs from base 217 to 675 and encodes 152 amino acids. Gene Ontology annotation, cellular component: nucleus. The record is from RefSeq and is a predicted model, not a curated record. Gene Ontology annotation, molecular function: ubiquitin conjugating enzyme activity. The transcript has 4 exons. Gene Ontology annotation, biological process: protein K63-linked ubiquitination; DNA damage tolerance.